AUGACGCUUAUGCAGCCUUCUCCAAACGUGACAUUUGACGUCGUCGAGCGACGCAUCCAGACGCUUACAUCUAUUCUCCAGAACAUGAAUAGACGACAUCUCCCUACUACCUUGAGCGAGCGGAGUCAGAUCCCAGCUUUUCUGCGUCACUUGGCUACUCUCCUUGCCUGUGAUGACGCAGACGCUAUCGCUCUUACUGGUAGCUUGACCAAUGAAGAGUUACGGAUCUUGGUCGUGUCCCAAAAUCCUAGCAACUUGAACAUUUCCGGAUUUGGAGUGAAAGAGAUUUCAAAGUCAACCAGGACAGUGCACAUAGCCGACGUCUGGGCCGCCAUUGACUCAUAUGAUCCAAACAGCGUUAAGGGCCAAUACCAUUCCUUCUGCCUCUUCAUCGUCAGGCGCUGUUUCCGGAAGUUGUCCAAACGCGUAUUCCAAGACAAGGAAUGUUGGAAUGUAAGCGUGAGCCAGAAGAUUUUCGAGUGGAUUCCUCUCAGUAAAGAACUCGAUGACGUUCGGUGGAUAGAACGCCCGCAGUGGGCACUUCAUGCCCUCCCCCCCGAUGGACUUGACGGGAUGAGGGAGAGAACGAUACAGACGCAAGGGCGAGAUGUCAUUCAAUGGGAGUUCUCAACUGCCACCCUGCGAAGCUGGGCCUGGCUUCUCGCGACCAUGCUCCGGCAGCUGGAAUUAGCAACAAGCGCAACGAGGUCAGCGCGAAAGAACAAGGAGACUGAUAAAGAGACUCGAGGGCUAAGAAAUAUUCAUGCUUGGUGUUUCUGUCUGGAUGCGUACGUGCAUUGGAGGGAGGGUGUUGUCAAGACUCUUUUAACCAAGACCUCACUGGCACAUGCGUUCAGCCUCCGUGACGUAUCGAAUAUGGGCGGUGAUGAAGAACCUGAUGAACUUGCCGACAUGCGGACAGAGCCCGACGAAAGUGACGGGCAACAAGAAAGGGCCACUUUUGAGAUCAACUUGCCGACGAAAAUCAUGGGCAACAAGGUGAGUUUGGUUACCAUUAUUCUCUGCCAAAUUACACUGAAAAGGGCUGCUUUUGAGAUGAACUUGCUAACGAAAGUGAUGGGCAACAAGGUCCUUCGUCACCUAAAGGCCAUCGUCGCAUGGCACGUCGCCGCAACGAGUCUUCUGGAUGAAAGAUAUCGACGCGUCGCCCCAACUAUGCGUGUCGGCCUAGUAGAGAUUUCCCCGAGCCGGGAUUCCGAUCUGAUGACCGAUGAGGAGGUCAUUGACGAAUUCUUCCGUAGACGACCCGCUUCAUCGUCUGAAACCCGCAUCUCUAUUGAGAAUAUCAUUAGGGAAAACCACACAAAGAAGACGUUCACUGGUACCACUCAUGCAGAAGCGACGCUUAUGGGGCUUUUUACAUAUUUCUCUCCUGGUUUACCUUCCGUCAACCAUGGGGAUCAGAAAUAUGUUCUCCUUUCUCCCCGUGCACACAUUUGA
Laccaria bicolor S238N-H82 is the source of this 1461-nucleotide messenger RNA. RefSeq lists its product as uncharacterized. The record is from RefSeq and is a predicted model, not a curated record. The transcript is spliced from 7 exons. Lineage: Eukaryota; Fungi; Basidiomycota; Agaricomycetes; Agaricales; Hydnangiaceae. The coding region runs from base 1 to 1461 and encodes 486 amino acids.